Prorocentrum cordatum is the source of this 354-nucleotide messenger RNA. The record is from the annotation of a GenBank genome assembly. NCBI's taxonomy places the organism in Eukaryota, Dinophyceae, Prorocentrales, Prorocentraceae.
AUGUUCGCCGACAGAUGCAACACGCCGACGCAUCUUCUUGCAAAUUGGUCUUGUCGGAAUCGACCAGAAGCUUUCAUUUGGUUACCUUACCGAGACAUUGGAGUGCGUUGGCAUGAGUUCGCAGUGUUGCUUCCCAAGUCUGAGCUAACGAACGUCGUCCAUAUGAUUGACCAGAUGAAGGCGGAUGAUGUAGCAAAGCGUUUGGCGAUUGUCCAGAAAUAUAGGCCGUUGUUCACAUCGGUUGGUCUUGCCACCUACAUUGAGUACAUGUUGAGCGUGGCGCAGAAGUCGGUUGGAUUAUCUUCCAUUGCAGGACCUGACACAUAUGAGUUCGGCCGUUCAACGUUGUUUUAG